Messenger RNA from Cryptomeria japonica (Japanese cedar), 2430 nucleotides. RefSeq names its product cytokinin dehydrogenase 9. The transcript is spliced from 5 exons. The record is from RefSeq and is a predicted model, not a curated record. NCBI's taxonomy places the organism in Eukaryota, Viridiplantae, Streptophyta, Pinopsida, Cupressales, Cupressaceae. Gene Ontology annotation, molecular function: FAD binding; cytokinin dehydrogenase activity. Gene Ontology annotation, biological process: cytokinin metabolic process. Bases 338 to 1960 code for a protein of 540 amino acids.
UAUCUCUACAUCUCUAUAUAUACCCUAAUUCUAUCCACCCUUCCGCACAUUGCUUUGGUCUUCUUUUCAAAUCCUACUGAUUGUAUUCGCGUCGUUUGAGAGCUUGCUUGCUUUGCUUAGGAAAAAAAAAAGUGUAGAUUCUGGCCUGUGGAAAGUGUAGAUUUUGCGUCUGAGGCAAAGAUUGUAGCUUGCCCAAUUCGAGAAAGAGAGUCCCUUAACUGCAAAACCCACAUUCUGGCACGUCUUUUGAAAGGCUUCCCAGAUCACACCCUUUCUUUUUAAGGAGCUUAUAAGCUCCCCCCCCAACCCGCCCGUGGUUAUAUUCAGCAUUCCACCCAUGGAAAACCAAGUAAAUUGGCUCAUAGAAAACCGGACUUCUGUUCUGGUAUUGAUCUUUGUGAUCGCCAGGCUGAUUUCUGCAGUAGGUUUGACGUUAGAUUUAGCAGUCUGUAAGGGGUGUUUGUCUCUCACAAUGCUCGAUUUGGAGGGACACAUCGAUUUCCACAACACCCAGGUCGCUGCUACUGAUUUUGGGAACCACAAAACAGCUCUUCCUGCUGGUGUCCUCUAUCCUCGUUCCGUAGCCGACGUUGCCUCUCUGGUUACAUCGAUUUAUAAGCUGUCGGGCGGGGGUUCGAAUCUCACCGUCGCCGCCAGAGGCCACGCACAUUCUCUCAACGGGCAGGCCCAGGCAGAAGGUGGAAUUGUGAUCAACAUGGGGUCGAUGAAGGGUGGAAUAAGAGUUGACAAGAAAGGGAUGUAUGCAGAGGUGAGUGGGGGAGAGCUGUGGAUUGAGCUUCUCAAUGCGACUCUGGAGGUCGGAUUGGCUCCCAAGUCAUGGACAGACUAUCUCUAUCUCACCGUUGGAGGGACGCUCUCUAACGCUGGCGUUAGCGGCCAAGCUUUCCGCCAUGGUCCCCAGAUAACCAACGUUUAUCACCUCGAAGUCGUCACUGGGAAAGGUGACGUCUUGACUUGUUCCAAACAUCACAAUGCCCAGCUAUUUCAUGCAGUCCUUGGCGGAUUGGGCCAGUUUGGCAUCAUCACCAAAGCUACGGUUGCUCUCGAGCCUGCACCCCACAGAGUGAAAUGGAUAAGAGUUUUGUACUCAGACUUCAAGACAUUUACCCAAGAUCAGGAGAAUCUAAUCUCCCGCCCGGAGGAGGGGGAACUCACGUUCGAUUACGUUGAAGGAUUCGUAAUUGUCAACAAUGGAGGACUGCUUAGCAAUUGGAGGUCGUCGUUUUUCUCGCCGCAAAAUCCAGUGAAAGUGAGCAGCCUAAACACCACUGGCCGCGUCUUAUACUGCUUGGAAAUGACCCUCAAUUACAUGCACGAGAAUUUUGACAAGGUUGAUGAGGAUGUUACGUGGCUGUUAUCAUCUCUGCACUUCAUCCCAGGAUCGGUAUUUAUGACGGAUCUGUCAUACGUGGAGUUCCUGGAUAGGGUUCACACGUCCGAGAUUAAACUGCAAAAGCAAGGACUCUGGGACGUACCCCACCCAUGGCUGAAUCUCAUGGUACCCAAGUCAAAAAUUCAUGAAUUCGAUGCACGAGUCUUCAAAGACAUUCUGCGUAACACCAGCAGCGGCCCUAUUCUCAUUUACCCAAUGAACCGCAACAAGUGGGAUGAUAAAAUGUCGGCGGUGACACCAGAAGAGGAUAUAUUCUACCUGGUGGGAUUGCUGCGCUCUGCACUGCGUUCUGAAAGAAGAGGAGGACCCAACAGCGAAGAGUUCCUGAGGGAUCAAAAUGAAAGAAUACUGGAUUUCUGCAACAGAGAAGGAAUGGGUGUGAAACAGUAUCUUCCUCAAUACAGCACAGAGUCGGAGUGGAAGAAGCAUUUUGGCGGCAAAUGGAACAGAUUCUCAGAAUGGAAAGCAACAUACGAUCCAAGCGCAAUUUUAGCUCCUGGGCAGAGAAUUUUCUCUCGCCCCGCUAGAUCCCCGCUCGCAUUAUAAUAUGCUGCAUCACAUGAUAUAAUUCAAUAUAAGUUUUGAUCUGCUGAGCAUCUAGCUAGUAGAAUCCUGUAAUGUACUCAUUGUAAAUAUGAAUCAAAGUAGCCAAUUUUGUCUGUCUUGUCUGGCAUCGCUGGCAAGAUGAUAAUUAAUUAUAUACAAAUGACAGAGAAAGCAAAUGGAAGAUUUGCUUUGCAGAAGGUGUGGCAGAUCAUUGUUUUUCUUCCCACUUGAGAGCAUUACGUGAGACCCGUGCACAUGUGACGCCAACACAUCAAUCAUUACGCUAAAUUAGUGGGAAAAGCUGCCGUUGCCGUUUGUUUCUACUGCUAAUAUAUUUGGCUUUUACCUAGCUAGCAGUCUGUAACUGCUGUGCUUCUCACAGAGAAUAUAUGUAUGUUUAUCACAUGUAAUGAAAUCUAGUCAAAGAAAGGAUGGAUAUAUACUUAGCUAAUGAAAACUUUUGUUUGAAA